UCCACAACUCCCAUCCCACGUCGCAGAGCCGUUCCUGUCUGCGCCUCCUCCCUAGACACGCGACGCAGAGCAUAUAUAUAGCAGCAGGGGCAGGGGCAAGGACGAAGGGACGAAAGAGCCGUCGCCGCCGCCGCGCCGCCAUGUCCGUCCGCGUGGCGUCCGUGCCGUACCUGGAGCAGAUGGCGCGGUGGGAGCGGCAGGUGGAGCGGCGGCAGCUGUUCCUCCGCAGCUACCACUUCUCGCGCGACGCCGACGCGGCGGCGGCGCUCCCCCCGCGCGCCCGCGCCAGGCGCGUCGUCUGGGCGGGGAUGCGCCGCCUGCGCCGCGCAGCCGCCACGGGCCUCCGCCGCCUCCGCGCGCGCCUCCGCCUCUGCUUCGGCUGGGCCGCCCGCCGCCGCUCUUCCUCCCGCUACGGCCGCCUCUCCGGCGCCGGCAGGCCCCGCGCCGCCGCCGCCGCCGGUGCCGCCGAGUCUGCAUGCUUCUGGUAGGACUGCACUGCACAAGGUUUCGAAGCGUUCUUUGCUUCGUCUCCCUUGGUUGGCGUGCGUGCGUGCGUGUGUGUGAAAGUGAGAAGGUGAGCUUACUUUAGACAUGGAUUAGCCGGUGCGUGUGUUGUUUGUUUGUUUGUUUGAUAACUUGGACUGCUGCUCCGUGGAGUGGAGUUGAGUGCCUAAUUAAAUUAGAAUGAAUGAAUCGUCUAGUAGUAAUUUUGGUUUUU
Messenger RNA from Zea mays, 718 nucleotides. RefSeq lists its product as uncharacterized. The transcript has a single exon. The record is from RefSeq and is marked validated. The coding region runs from base 141 to 488 and encodes 115 amino acids. Lineage: Eukaryota; Viridiplantae; Streptophyta; Magnoliopsida; Poales; Poaceae.